AUGAAGACUGCUCUCAUCACUGGCGCUUCGGGCUUGCUAGGCCGCAAGGUCGUGGAAGCCUUCGAUCGCGACGGCUGGAAAGCUGUAGGCACCGGGCUCACACGAGUGAACCCACCGGCCAUUGUCAAGCUUGACAUCCUCAGCAAGGGCGAUGUCGAGAGAGUUCUAGACGAAGUCAAGCCAGAUGUCGUCGUCCACUGCGCAGCAAACCGCUUCCCAGACUCCUGUACCUCCGAUCCUGACGCGGCCCGCGCUCUUAACGUGACGGCCUCCAGCGGCCUUGCGACAGCGACCUCCUCUCGCGGCAUCUUCCUCAUCUACAUCUCUACCGACUAUGUGUUCUCCGGAGCUCCUGGCGAAGCACCUUACACACCCACCUCCAAACCCGAUCCUCCAAACGUAUACGGCCAAACGAAGCUCGACGGCGAGAAGGCUGUGCUGGAAGCUACAAACAAGAUAACGGCACAGGGCACACAUGGCGGUAGCCCCGUUCUCAGCGUCGUUCUCCGCGUUCCAAUAUUGUACGGGUCUUGCGAGCCAUCUGAGAGUGCCGUGAAUAUCCUCAUGAAGCAGAUAUGGUCCUCGCAAGAGCUGAGCCCCACUUAUCCCAAGAUCAAAGUCGACGACUAUGCUCAGCGCUUCCCCACAAACACGCAGGAUGUGGCCCGCGUCUGCCUGGACAUUAGCAAGCUUUAUCUGGAGCCGGGAAACAAGAAGGAUCUGCCUACCAUACUACAAUUCUCGUCAGAGGAUAAGAUGACGAAAUGGGAGAUUGUGCAGGAGCUUGCGGAUAUUCUGGGCCUGCCGCUUGAGAACAUGGAGUCAUUCAAGCCCACAGAAGACCAUCAGGAUGGAGUCAAGAGGCCAUAUGAUUGCCAUCUCGAUACUGGUGCUCUCAAGGAGCUUGGCAUUGAUGUUGGUACUGUGGGCUUCAGGACUUGGUGGAGACGGGAGCUUGGGGCAUUCCGCCAUUGA
This is a messenger RNA of Mytilinidion resinicola, 975 nucleotides long. RefSeq names its product NAD(P)-binding protein. Gene Ontology annotation, cellular component: methionine adenosyltransferase complex. NCBI's taxonomy places the organism in Eukaryota, Fungi, Ascomycota, Dothideomycetes, Mytilinidiales, Mytilinidiaceae. The record is from RefSeq and is a predicted model, not a curated record. Gene Ontology annotation, biological process: S-adenosylmethionine biosynthetic process. Bases 1 to 975 code for a protein of 324 amino acids. Gene Ontology annotation, molecular function: methionine adenosyltransferase regulator activity. The transcript has 5 exons.